AUGUUAUACAAGUUCAUCAAUGCUAUCACUGGCCAAAAUACCUCUGACAUUGGACAUGGCUUGGAUUCUCAAACUAGUACGAUCAACGAAUACGACUUCCAGCUCCCCAAUGGUUUAGUUGUGACCCUUGCGGACACACCGGGAUUCAAUGAUUAUACUAGCGACGGUGGGGGGAAGUCUGAUCUUGUCAUUUUGAAGGAAAUCGGUGAAUUCCUGAAAAAGAAAUAUGACGAAAAACGCAAAUUCUCUGGCAUCUUGUAUUUGCACAAUAUCUGCGAACCGAAGAUCGGAAGUUCUUUGCAACGUCAAAUGGCUAUGUUCAAGAAGCUUUGUGGAGAUGAUCCUCUGAAAAACGUCGUUGUCGUCACCACUUUCUGGGAUGGGACCGAGUCGCUGGAAGGAGGAAUACAGACUGAAACAGAACUCAAAACAAAGGACAAGUUUUUCAAGGGACUGGUGGAAGGGGGAUCCAAGUUUAUUCGUCACGGAUUAUAUUCUCAAGACGAACAACCUGAGGACCCAGAGUUUCAACAACCGCUCUCUAUUGUCAUCGACCUUCUUUCACUUGACCCCGUUUUUGUUGAGAUGCAGAAGGAGCUUGCUCAGGGAAAGGCGGUAGAAGAGACUUCUGCUGCUGCGGAGCUUUACAGAGAACUUCAGGAGCUUAAACGCCAGCACAAAAGGGACGUGUCCGAGCUGAAUACGAAGAUAGAGGACAUUAAACUCGCGAAUGCGAGGGACAGAGAGUUGAGGGAGACAUUGGAGGAGAAACAACGUAAUCUGACAGCGGAAAUGGCGCAAAACAACUCAGACUUACGGAAUGCCAUGGUUACGUGGAAGAAACAGAUAGAGACAGAUGCCAAGCGACAUUCUCUCGAGCUGGAAGCUAUUCGUCGUAACGAAUUCAAAGGGGAUUUGGAUCUGCUGAAAAUUAUGCACGAAAAGGAGAUCAUGGAGUGUCGAUUUCAAAUCAGAAGUUUAAUGGACGGCGAUUCCACAGCAGACUACAGGAGGGAUCACCUUGAGAAAACAACGGAAGACCUCAAGGCAGUAGUCUGCAGUCUGUCUCUGGCGCUGGAAAAGUCGAGGGAGACACACGAAAAAGAGGUAGUGGAACGAUUGCAAUUUAUGGGGGAAUUUAAAAAGCUCCGCGCCAGCGCAGAACGAUGGGCCGAUGAAGAGAAACGACUUUCACGAGGAUGGGAGGAGGCCCGAUCUGCUCUUGAACGAGUAAAAUCAGAGCUCACAUGUGCACUUUCAAAGCAUGAACAAGUAACGGCGGAGUUGAAAGAUAGCCAAAAGACUGUCGUCAUGGUUAAUUCGCAGCUCAAGGAUGUUCACGCGACGAAAGAAAAGCUAUUGGAGGACCUCGAAGAGGCUCGAUCGAAGGUGACGCAGCUCAACAAGGAGUUAGCUGCCUCUCGAAAAUCACAGGAGGGGCUGGCAUCGAAACUGUCAGGCCAGUCUCAUGUCGACGUGGAGUUGGAAAAUGUCACGUCCGAGUUGGCUUCUUGCAAACGGCAAAAUGUACAAAUGGAAUCUCAGCUUAGCAAGACGAAGUCUGAGUUGGCCGCGGCUUCUUCGAAUUCCUCACUGCUUCAAAAAGCAGAGUCCGACUUGGCUCUUGCCAAAGCGGACCUACUGGUAGCCCGAAAGCAGUUGUCACAAGGAAAGCAUAUUCUGCCGCUCUUGGACGCAUCGCCCAACCUCAAGCUACCUGUCAAUUCUGUUCCGCUUUCCUUCCCAAUCCAACCGUAUCGGUUUAUCAAAAAUGUCGUGGUCAAGUCAUUUACCGGCACGGCUCUGGAAGACGGCUAUGUAACUGAGAUGGGCGGCCAUUCUGCGAAUAUCAACAACGGCUUUGGGGGCGAAGCUGUUUACCUCUACCCUCGAUACACGUUUGACAACAGGGAAGCUAUUUCCAAGUUCUCCCUGCGCCUUCAGGACGAAAGUGAUAAGUCAAAGACCGACUUGGCAAAGGGUUGUCCUAAACCCUUUCGUUAUCUCGAUAGCGACCGCAAUCCGAACUUUGCGAACAUUACCGCUAUCUCUUUACUCCGCAGCAGUUCGUCCCAGAGCGUGCCAGAAGGGUGGGAUGGGAUGUUUGAUUUGAACAAAAGUCGUGGGUCAGAGUUCUUGUAUCUUGUUUGGAGGAGGAUGCCAACAUCCGUCACGACCAUUCUACCACAUCGAUUUGUCAAAGAUAUUGUGGUUGAAUUCUUUUCCACCAAGGAGGCGGUGAAACCUGGGUAUCUUGAAGAGAAAAGCAAUCUUUCUUCGGACAUCAACGAGGGGUUCGGUGGCGACUACCGCGUCUAUCUCUACCCUAAGUAUACUUUGCUUUACGACGAAGCCAUUUCCGGACUCUCCCUGAUUCUCAAAGACAAUCGGGAUUCGUCUAAGACUGACUUAGCCAUCGGUGCUCCCGGAAAAUUCCGUUACCUCGACAUUGAACGUGACUCCGAUAUCGAUGCCACGAAGAUAUGCAAUGUAAUGUUAUUACGCAGUAAACAGCGUGCAGGCUUACCCGAGGGGUGGGAUGGUAUGUUCGAUCUAAAUAGGUCUCGCGGGACUGAGUUUUUGUAUUUGGUCUGGAAGGAAUCGCCAUAG
Molecule: messenger RNA, 2610 nt
Organism: Laccaria bicolor S238N-H82
Lineage: Eukaryota; Fungi; Basidiomycota; Agaricomycetes; Agaricales; Hydnangiaceae
Exons: 7
Coding region: 1-2610 (869 amino acids)
Source: RefSeq, a predicted model, not a curated record